CGCCCGUUGCAGCGCGUCAGGCCUGCGCGGGCAGCUUCUUAAAGCGGCGCGGCGGCGGCGGCGGCUCCGUGCGGGCGGGACCUUGCGGGCGGGACGGCUGCUCCGCGGGGCGGCUGCGCCAUGGCUGGGCCGGUGCCUGGGCCGGUGCCGCUCCCGGCGCUGCUCCCGGCGCUGCUCCCGGCGCUGCUGCUCCUCCCGCUGCUGCUCCCGCCGCUCCCGGCGCUGCCGCCCCAGGACGCCCCCCCGCCCUCCUGCCCCCCGGGCCGGUUCCGCUGCCCGCGGGAAUGGCGCUGCUUCCCGCGGGAAUGGCGCUGCGACGGGCACGCCGACUGCGAGGACGAGGAGGACGAGCGGGGCUGCGCGACGGCGACCCCGGCAGAGCCGAGUCCCGAGGGCGCCGUGGGGAGCGGGACCGCGGGCAGCGCAGGAACUUCAGCUACUCCUGUGCCUGGGGACUCUGUGCCACCGAGGAGUCAGGGUCGCUUGUGGGUCUUGAUUGUUGCAGUGCUCCUGAGCAUCCUCGUAGCUGUGGGCUCUGUUACUGUGUGGGGCCUGUCCAAAGCAAAAACCAGAUUUGGCAUCUUCAGUCCUGACAAAGCAUCCAGGGAGCAGCUGAUGCCUGACAAGAGCCAGACAGGCUCAUUUCCCUGAAGGGGAUCUUUGCCAUGAGCUGUUAAGAUGGGAGUAGCCCAGUCUCCCUCCUGCUCACCACAGAGACUGACAGAAGUGGACAGAAGCUCCCAAGUUUGGGUUGUUAUUCUGGAAUAACAAGACCCUCAGAAAUGGUUCUUAAAUUGUGGGACUACUUUGGCUCUGGAAAUAGCACAGGAAUUUUCCCUGGUGCUGUGAAAUAGCCUCUCACAAGUGAGGUAGAAAUUUCUUCAUUGUUCUUGCCUCCAGGUAUUGUUAAGGCUGAUUUUCACCAGUGUGGGCUUGGACAGAUGUUAGCUGCAGUUAAAAUGUUUCCUUACACUUCCAGACAACAGACUUUUUUCACCUUCCUCAUUCUCCCCCCUGGAUUUUGUCAGAGAAUAGGGGCUUCCUGAUCCAUUUCGGUAGGAGCUCAUUAACUCCACACAGAUCAUAUAUAUACUCCAUGUUUUCACUAGUGUUUUCAUGUGGCUCAAACUGAUGUACAAGAGGCUUUUGUUGACAGGUCAACCACAGGUGUGAAUGUAGAAAAGCUUCCUGGCUGCCCUGGCUUUGCUGCUCUGCCACCCUGAAUCAGCCUGGAGCUUCUCAGCCCUCUCCCCUUCAGCAAAGAUCUCGGCCCUUUGCAGAACUGCCCGUUCCACCCCAGUGCUGAACUUGGGGUGUUCCUUCUCUGGCACUGUCAAUGGUGUCUUCUUAAAUGGUCAAUGCUGCCUUCUUAAAACUGUUUUGGCACAAGUGGUGUCCCUCAAGGGUCCGUGCUGGGACUGAUGCUGUUUUGUAUCCUCAGAGGUGUGUGUAGGGGCAUCGAGAGCAGCCUCAGCAAGUCUCUGGGUGACACCGAGCUGAGUGGUGCAGUUUACUCACUUUGGGGAGGGGAUGCCAUCCAGAGGGACCUUCAGGCUGGAGGAGUGGGCCCAUGAAGUGCAGUAGAGUCAAGUGCACCUUGGUCAGGGCAAUCCAGGGAGACCAUGUGGUGUAUUUUCAAUAUAUGAGAGAGGCUUUUUACCAAGGCCUGUGAUGACAAGACAAAGGGCAACAGUUAUAAACUGUCAGAGGGUAGAUUUAGAUGGGGCAUAAGGAAGAAAUGUUUUACUAUGAGGGUGGUGAGACCCUGGCCCAGGUUGCCCAGGGAAGCUGUGGCUGCCCCAUCCCUGGAUGUGUUCAAGGCCAGGUUGGAUGGGGUUUGGAGCAACCUGGUUCAGUGGAAGGUGGCCCUGCUCAUGGCAGGGAAAUGAGACUGGAUGAUCCUUAAGGUCCCAUCACACCCAAACGGUUCUGUGAGAUUUUGUUUGGCUUUUAUGAGGGGUUUUGUUUUUGUGUAUUUUUUUAUUUCAGCUUGAAAUAUCUCGUGUCUUGGAUCAAACACCAUCUGUGCAUUGUGGCACGUGUAGCUUAGUGCUGUGCACUUCUCAGAAGAACUGACAGUGGGGGCUGGAGAUUACUGACCAGUGCCUCUAGCUCAGCGUUGGCCACGUACUCCUUUAAGUGCUGAAAAGGUAGAAACCUGCUGCUGUGGCUGCUGAUCUUGGUGCCUUAACGGUGAGAACCUGGCUUGCCAAGUCAGACACUGGUCAUCAGCCUCAAAGCAGGAGUCUUCCACUCCUGUACUGUGUGAGUGUGCUGCUUUGUCCCCUGGGAGGCACUUCUGUACGUGGUAUGGAAUUCUGAGUUAUUCCAGUGUUGCUAUUUUCAGUACCAAGAGGUCAUUUGCAAGGGUGCAGACAAUCUUGCUUCUGUUUCUAUAGGGACAAGUGGAGAUGGCUGUUGGUGAAUGUCACAGGAGAAUAAAGAACUAGAAACUGAAGAGUUGUGGGUUUUUUCUUGGAUUUGUGCAUUUCCUUGAAUUCUGUAGUUGGCAGGCCAGGGGCUGCUUUGCCUUUGGAUUGUUCUGUCCUGGGAAAGAGGACUUUUGGUGGGUGGGCUGGCACAGGCAGGUAGGGAAAGCAAGUGCUGCUGUGCCCACCAGGGUCUGUGCACACAUCUGCUGUAGCAGGAAAUGUGGGUCAGUGUUGCAGAAUGGCUUGAGCAGCAGGGCCAUGGGCCCCUGCUAUCUCCUCAAGAGGCCUUGAGAGUGUAGCACAAACAGCAGCUGUACAAGCAAUCUCUUUUUUUAGCCUAACACAAGUAUAAACAAUCUCUGUUAGCUUAAACUAACUCAAGGACAAGGUAGAGAAGUAGAAUGAUAGAAAACAAGGAAGAACCCUGGAACUCAGAUGUGUGUUAUUAUCCAGUAAAAUCACUGCAAGUAGUUGCCGUCCAGUGAAAUCACUACAAGUAGUUACUAUCCAAUGAAUUCACUAUGCGUGGUUACUAUCCAAUGAAUUCACUACAUGUAGGUUUGGAAAAGGGUAUAAAAGUAACACUGUGUAUUCAAUAAAUCGGAGCUUGCUUUAUCAAUCA
This is a messenger RNA of Apus apus (common swift), 3054 nucleotides long. It is a transcript of the gene CD320, whose product is annotated as CD320 molecule. The record is from RefSeq and is a predicted model, not a curated record. The transcript is spliced from 5 exons. Gene Ontology annotation, molecular function: protein binding. NCBI's taxonomy places the organism in Eukaryota, Metazoa, Chordata, Aves, Apodiformes, Apodidae. Bases 121 to 651 code for a protein of 176 amino acids.